Messenger RNA from Parnassius apollo (apollo), 1569 nucleotides. The record is from the annotation of a GenBank genome assembly. NCBI's taxonomy places the organism in Eukaryota, Metazoa, Arthropoda, Insecta, Lepidoptera, Papilionidae.
AUGUCUGCAACGGCUCGAAGUUUUAUGGUCCUAAAAUUAAAUUAUCCACCGGAUAUAAAGUUUUGUCACGUUAGGAAGAUAUUGACAUUUGCGUCCUAUAGUACUGCAAGUCGAAGAAAUAAAAUAUUCAAUAAUAUAAAUGAUGCUGUAAAGGAUAUUGAAGAUGGAUCAAAACUUUUGGUUGGUGGAUUUGGACUUUGUGGAAUUCCAGAAAAUCUUAUUCAAGCUAUUAAUAAAAGGAAUGUAAAGAAUUUAACUGUUGUUUCUAAUAAUGCAGGUGUUGAAGAUUUUGGACUAGGUAUAUUGUUGAAAAAUAGACAAAUUAAGCGAAUGAUUGCAUCAUAUGUUGGAGAAAAUGCUGAAUUUGAAAGACAGUUUUUGAGUGGAGAAUUAGAGGUGGAACUUACUCCUCAAGGGACAUUAGCUGAAAGAAUUCGUGCUGGUGGAGCUGGUAUACCAGCAUUUUUUACACCUACAGGCUAUGGUACACUAAUACAUGAAGGUGGUUCACCCAUUAAGUACACUAAGGAUGGAAAAAUUGAUAUUUCUAGUUCCCCUCGAUUGGAACAACAAUUUAAUGGUAAAGACUUCAUUAUGGAGGAGGCAAUAACUGGAGAUUUUGCUUUAGUGAAAGCCUGGAAAGCAGACAAAUAUGGGAAUCUAAUAUUUAGAAAAAGUGCCCGUAACUUCAAUCCAGCAAUGUGUAGAGCGGCUAAAGUUACAAUUGCUGAAGUAGAAGAAAUUGUUGAUGAUAUUAAUCCUGAUUUUGUGCAUAUACCAUCUAUUUAUGUGCAUAGAGUAAUCAAAGGUAAUAAAUAUGAGAAACGUAUUGAAAGAAGAACAGUUACUAAACAAAUUGUACACAAAGAGAAGAAAUCAUCGGACAUAAUGAGGGAAAAAAUAAUAAGAAGAGCUGCUUUAGAGUUUAAAGAUGGAAUGCAUGCUAAUCUUGGAAUUGGAAUGCCUAUGCUUGCCAGCAAUUAUAUUCCAAAAAAUGUUAAAGUUUUUUUGCAAUCAGAAAAUGGUAUUCUUGGCCUUGGUCCCUUCCCCAAAGAAGAAGAAGUUGAUGCUGAUCUUAUUAAUGCUGGCAAAGAAACUGUUACAGUCCUUCCUGGUGCGUCAUUCUUUUCAUCAGACGACAGUUUCGCAAUGAUACGCGGGGGGCAUAUUGAUCUUACUAUACUUGGUGCAAUGCAAGUAUCACAAUAUGGUGACUUGGCGAAUUGGAUGAUUCCUGGAAAAAUGGUGAAGGGAAUGGGUGGUGCAAUGGACUUAGUUUCAGCACCAAGGACGAAGGUAGUGGUUACUAUGGAGCACACCGCUAAAAAUGGAGCUCACAAAAUCCUCCCGGAAUGUUCGUUGCCUCUGACGGGCAAAAACUGUGUAGACAUGAUUAUUACGGAAAAGUGCGUUUUUGAAGUUGACAAAGAGAAAGGACUUAUUCUUACCGAACUAGCGGAUGGUGUAACAGUGGAGGACGUUUUAGUAAGCACGGGAUGCGAAUUUACAGUUGCUGCUAAACUAAAGAGGAUGGGCGACGUUACAACACUCGACGAGAUGAAAAAAUGA